Messenger RNA from Columba livia (rock pigeon), 3496 nucleotides. RefSeq names its product olfactory receptor 52R1-like. Bases 1708 to 2709 code for a protein of 333 amino acids. Gene Ontology annotation, cellular component: plasma membrane. Lineage: Eukaryota; Metazoa; Chordata; Aves; Columbiformes; Columbidae. Gene Ontology annotation, biological process: G protein-coupled receptor signaling pathway. Gene Ontology annotation, molecular function: olfactory receptor activity; G protein-coupled receptor activity. The transcript has a single exon. The record is from RefSeq and is a predicted model, not a curated record.
GACUUUCUCACUUGACUGCCCUGGGGUUUAAUACAGUUCCCCAAUAAUGGGGGCGGGGGCAGUUAUUUGCAAGACUUGCUUUUUAUUUGAAAUUACCAUGGCCGAAGAUUUGCCACAGAGAUGCCAUGUUGCCUGAACUCCACAACAUCAGUGCAGGGUGGUGUGGUGUGACACAGCAGUGAGAGUUACUGAGAAAACAUGCUGAGGGCUCCCAAAUUUGGCGUUUGAUAUUUCACCAUUCUCCAUCUACAUAAUGGUGAUACUGACUUCGCUCCCUAAGCCUGUAUUAGAGUUAUGGAUGGAACCUAUCAGAGAAAGGACAGAUUGCUGGUGUUUGUAAAGUACUUUGUGAUUCAUGCUGCUGCAGUAUGAGUAACAAACAUGGUCCUGUGAUUUAAUCUUGAACUACCCCAUUACUCUUGAGCCUCCUCCAAAUAAACAUAUAUGAAACUGUUCAAAAUGCAGCUUUGUCUGUGAGGCUGAGCAGGUUAAAAACUGUUUGUUUGUCUCUCCCUAAUUACACAGUAAGUAGCACGGAAAAUGCAGAACUCCCUGCUGGGAUUUAUCUGUCCCACCGGUAAAUAUCUCAAUGUCUCUACAGUGCUGAGUCCCUUUGUGGAAACCUGCGGGAGGCGGGUGAGUAUUUGGGUUCAGGCAGCAAUUUGUUGCUCUGUGAUAAAGCCUUUUAUGCCAUCACUCCUCCUGGGUAGCAACCACAAGCCUUUAACAGCCCCUGGUUAUUGGAGCUGGCAGGGACGUACCUGUCCCUCACAUCGCCUUGGCCUGGGACCCGUGUGCCCUGUCGCGGUGUUCUGCACGGCAGAAUGAAGCUUUAGCUAAAGCAGCACCCAUGGAGGCAGCUGGGAGGGAGGAGGUGGAAUGAAGGAAGGAAAAUAUGAAAAAACAAACAAACCAACCAAACAAAACCAAACAACCAGGAGAUCUCUCCCAGCACGCAGGUUACUGUGAGCCACACGUAUUUGCAGGGUUUCAAGUGCCGCAGCACAAGUGCCAUUUGCCCCAGGAACGUUUCUGAAGGGUCUUUAUUAGGUGAGGGAAAUUGGCUUAAUCUGUGCCGCAGGGCUUUUAAAGGAAUCCUUUUUCCCAGGUGUUAGGGAAAAGAAACGGAGCCGAGUGAUGCAGAGGGGCUGUGCGAGCUGCAGCCUUUGCAGGGCGUGGAAUGGACAUGGCUGGAGCAUCGCGUUUGGGGGGGGUGUCAAACACUGCGGCACUGCCUCAGUGUUUCACUCUGAAAUCGGAUGUUUCUUGCCCGUGGCAAACACCUGUGGCCUCCCGUAAUGCUGACAAGCAGUGAAGUGCAGAAAAAGCCUCCUUAGAGCUACAAGGCUGGUGCGAGUGGCCUCAUAUCCCCACUGCAAAUGUUUCAGGAAGGUUUAUUUCAGACCAGCUUUCGCCUGGUCUCCCGGGCUGGACACCCUUUGGACACCGCGGAGUCUCAGGUGCGCAGCUCAGCAGCCGUCCCGUUCAGCGUGAUCCGGGGGGAUCCGAUCUGCACGCUCCAGACCUGCUCCACCAGGUAGGACAGAGCACUUCAAGUGGAAGCUGGGCAGAUAUUUCCUUCAAAAGUGCUCUCCUGAACCAGCCCAAGCCGCUGCCACAGGGCGGGCUGGCUGUGCGGUGAAGCUGAGCCUCUGGACUGCACCUCACACCAGUCUCUGUUUGCCACCCCCAGGCUGAGGGUGUCUGAUGAUUUUUUAUAGGAUUCAAGAGCCCUUAGUGCGGGCAAGAAACAAGAAGGUUUUAAUGUCUCUGAACUCCACCACCCUCUCCCACCCUCCCUAUUUCCUACUCAUCGGCAUCCCUGGGCUGCAGAAGGAGCAGUUCUGGAUUGCAUUCCCCUUCUGCAUGAUGUAUGCCAUUGCUGUGCUGGGGAACAUCACCCUUCUCCUCACUAUAAAGGCAGAGCCGAGCCUGCAUGAGCCCAUGUACUUCUUCCUGGCCAUGCUGGCCUCCACCGACCUGGUCCUGUCAACAUCUGUGGCACCCAAAAUGCUUGGCAUCUUCUGGCUGGGUUUAAGGGAGAUUGAGUUUCAAUCCUGCCUUACUCAGUUGUUCUUCACCCAUACCUUCUCGACAGUGGAGUCGGGCGUGCUCAUGGCUAUGGCCUUGGAUCGCUACUUUGCUAUUUGUUGGCCACUGCGGCACUCCAGCAUCCUCUCUGUGCCGGUGGUUGUGGCCCUCGGGAGCCUGGUGCUGAUGCGCGGGGUCUUCCUGGUGAGCCCUGCCUGCUUCCUCCUCCACAGGAUGCCCUUCUGCCACCAUCGCAUCAUCUCCCACUCCUACUGCGACCACAUGGCAGUGGUGAAGCUGGCAUGUGGGGACACCAGACUUAAUGCCAUUUAUGGCCUCCUUGUGGCUUUCAUGGUGAUAGGAUGUGACAUCAUCCUGAUCUCUGCGUCCUACAUCAUGAUCCUGCGGGUGAUCCUGAGGUUGCCAUCCACAGAGGCACGUCUCAAGGCCUUCAGCACUUGUGCAUCCCAUGUCUGUGUCAUCCUUGGCUUUUAUGUCCCUGCCGUCUUCACAACCCUCACCCACCGUUUUGGGCAGAGCAUCCCUCCCCACAUCCAUAUAAUGGUGGCCAAUGCCUACCUGCUAGUGCCCCCCAUGUUAAACCCCAUUGUUUAUGGGGUGAGGACCAAGAAGCUCCGGGACAGGGUGGUCCUCCUCUUCCAGCAGAAGGGAAACUGACCCAUCUGUAUGUGCCUCAAACUGUGUUCAUAAUUUACUGAUGAUUCUGGUAAACUUAAUGAGAGUUAACACUGUGACUAUUUAUUCCUCAACGCUUGGACUUUAAGCAAUGAAUUAUUGUAGAAAUCACAUGAUUGUCUUUUCUGUUAUCUCUGUCCAGGUGGUUGCAUUCAUUAUGUGAUGAAACUUGGCAUAAAGACAUUCAGUCUGGCUUCUACACCACUGGGAGAUGGAGAGUUCACCCCUCCCAGAAGCUGUUAGAUUCCUCAUGGUUAAAAUUAUUUCACUAUUUAAAAAAUAUCUUCUCAUAAUUAAAACAAAGGUCUUCCUGCAGUGGCUCUUAUUAUAUGAAGAGUGUUACCUGGACUGUGCGAUGAGAAGGUGCUUGGAUGCGAAUGGUGACUGUCCUUGUAGAAGGAAAUGGGCAGAAUUCAGUUUUAAGCAUUAUCUUGUUUUAUUUUUGUAAAGAAGGCAAAACCUAUGAUAAUACUAUCACAGCAAUUCCAAAAGCCCUAUGUAAACAUAAACCCUUUCAAAAAUAUCAGAAAUCCUCACUGAUGAAAUAAUAUCAGAAAAAAAUAUUAAAAAAAAAUCAGAAAUUCUCACUUAUUUGGGUGACCUGUCACAGGGAGAUCGUUGCUAACAGGACUGCACUAUAUUAACAUGUCAACUAUCCCAAUAAACAGGCAAAGAUGUCUUAUAACACAAAAUCACAACUCCAUACCCGGAAAAGGUAGGAAGCAGGAUGAGGUGACGGUCACACGACCGAAAUUCAAGUUGCACAUCU